AUGAACGUCUCAGGAACCCUUCGGCCAGGUGCUGAUGCCCAGACUGCAACCUACAAGGGGCCUCUCUAUGGGAAUGGAGUCAGGAAGGACGGCCUGGACCUCACUGAAAAGUGGCUGAGUGACAAACAGGAUGCUUGGUUGGUCUGGAAUAAAGCAGGUCUGGCAGCUGUGAAUGAAAACGCUACUGACUAUCUCAUGGGCCUCUUUGAGCCCCAGGACACGGCGAAUGAGCUCAGCUGGAACCGAGAGACAAACCCCUCCAUAGUGGAGAUGGUGGACAAGGCCAUCCGGACCCUCCGCAGGAAUCCCAGGGGCUUCUUCCUCUUUGUGGAAGGAGGCAGGACUGACCACAGACAUCACAACAGCAAAGUGAAGCAAGCUGUGGUGGAGGCAGUGAUGAUGGGCCUUGCAGUUGAGCAGGCCAGCAGACUGACCAGUGCCUCUGACACUCUGUCUGUAGUUACUGCUGACCAUUCACACAUCUUCACCUUUGGGGGCAAUACCCCUCAAGGCAGCAGCUUGAUAGGACUGGCACCCAAAAAGGCAACAGACAAAGCUUCCUACACCAGCAUCCUCUAUGGGAAGGGGCCGAGCUGCAGCCUUGAGGAUUGGCAUCAUCUGGAUGCGAGUUCAGAAGCCUUUGAGGACAAAGAUUACAGGCAACAGACAGUCCUGCCCCUGAGUUCAGAGACUCACAGCGGUGAAGAGGUAGCCAUCCUGGCCCAGGGUCCCAUGGCUCAUCUCUUUCAUGGCCGCCAGGAGCAGAGUUACAUUGCUCAUGUGAUGGCGUUUGCCAGAUGCAUCCAGCUGUAUCAUGAGGGUUGGGUCAUCUGUUGGGUUACUGUUCCAGCAGCCCCGCUUUCUCUGGGACUCCCUCGCUCACUCUCCUAG
This is a messenger RNA of Candoia aspera, 891 nucleotides long. RefSeq names its product intestinal-type alkaline phosphatase-like. Gene Ontology annotation, biological process: dephosphorylation. Lineage: Eukaryota; Metazoa; Chordata; Lepidosauria; Squamata; Candoiidae. Gene Ontology annotation, cellular component: plasma membrane. The record is from RefSeq and is a predicted model, not a curated record. The transcript has 9 exons. Gene Ontology annotation, molecular function: alkaline phosphatase activity. Bases 1 to 891 code for a protein of 296 amino acids.